Messenger RNA from Cuscuta campestris, 2239 nucleotides. The record is from the annotation of a GenBank genome assembly. NCBI's taxonomy places the organism in Eukaryota, Viridiplantae, Streptophyta, Magnoliopsida, Solanales, Convolvulaceae.
AAAUCUCCUUCCAGAAAGGAGAUGAGUCCAGCUCCCGAGCAUGGACAAGUUGGUCCUCAGGGAGAAUAGGAGCACAUGAGUGUGCACACCGAGGCGUCUAGCUUCACACCGCAGCACGAAGUUCCGGAGCCGCAGGUUCCCCAACCGAAUGCCGUACCACAAGCGGUUCCUUAUCUGCAGCCGCAGAUGGCGGCCAACAUGCUCCAGUUCCUCCAGCAGAUAGCCGGGGCGUAUGUACCACCACUGCCACCGCCGCCUCUUGUGGUUGUGGUCACGAUUGAGAAGCUGAAGAAGAACGGAGCCGAGGAGUUCCGUGGCGACCGGAUCGCGGAACCCAUGGUCGCGAAGCGCUGGCUCGAGCGUGUGAGUCGAGUACUUGGGACCUUACGGGUUCCAGCAAAGCAGAGAGGCGACCUAGCUAUCGCCUUGCUUCAGGAUGCCGCCUACGACUGGUGGAAUCGCGCAGGAGCGAACAUCCCGGAGCCGGUGCCGUGGGCGACCUUUGGCGAGCUCUUCUGUGAGGAGUAUGUGCCCGAGCACUUCAUGGAGGGGAAGCAUGACGAGUUCAUGAAGUUCACGCAGGGUGAACUUACGCUGCCAGAGUAUCGCCAGAAGAUCGAUGAGCUGGCCGAGUUUGGUCGGGACUUGGUGCCGACAAUGGAGAAGAGGUGCAAGCGCUUCAGGGAGGGGUUACGCCCUGACUUGUCCUCCGGGUUGGUCUCCGCACCGAGGAAUGACAUCAACGACUUGUACAAGCAGGCGUUGGAGUUACAGACGGACUUACUCAAGAAGGCCGAGUAUGAGCAGUCCCAGACGACGCAUCCUCGACCGCCACCGCCACCCAGAUCCGGCUCGAGCAGCAAGAGGCCUCCUCCCAUACCGAGCAGCUCGCACUCGAGCGAGAAGGUUAGGUCCGCACCAGCCGCGUCGUCAGCACCCACUCAGAAGAGUGGGAAGAGCCAGAGUCAGAGCAGAUAUCGGAACCCGAUCUACAACCUCUGCGGCCGGAGGCACUCCGGCGAGUGCUGGUUCACUCACGGCCUAUGCCUUGGGUGUGGACAGGCCGGGCAUUACCGCAGGAACUGCCCGACGAACCCUGGUGAGGCAUUCCCGACAGCGCCCGCAGCCGCAGCCUCAGCUCCAGCAGCCCAGCCCGCACCGAGUCAGAAGUCGGUAGCGGCGUCCAGUCAACCGAAAAGGCUGGCACAGAGCGCUCAGUUCGGGAAGGCUCCAGCUCGUACUUAUGCGAUGCAUGGAUGCACUGAGCAGCCCGCUCAUGAUGUGAUUAUGGGUAUGUUCACCUUAUUCGAUACAUCCGUAUCUGCUUUGAUUGACCCAGGUUCCACAUUGUCAUAUCUGUGUACAUCUAUGCCUGUAUCGUCUAAUAUUCCGAGAGAGAACCUGGAGAAUCCGGUGAUUGUGUCCAAUCCGUUGGGACAUAGUCUAUGUCUCAAAUAUAUCUAUCCUGACUGUCCGCUAGUUGUGCAAGGGAAGAGCUUCCCUGAAAAUCUGAUAGAGCUCCCACAUCAAGAAUUCGAUGUUAUCCUAGGCAUGGAUUGGCUCACAGCCAAUCAAGCUGUUGUUGAUUGUGGCGCACAUACGGUACGGCUAAAAGCCGAAGAUGGUAAUGACGUUCUGAUCCGUGGCGAGCUUUUCCCGAAGGCUCCCAAAUUUAUCUCAUAUAUGCAAGCUCGUCGCCUCAUACGCAAGAAAUGCGAGGCCUUUCUAUGCACUGUCCGCGACACGCAGCUAGAGGCACCCGGACGGGAGGAAAUCCCUAUGGUGUGCGAGUUCUCAGACGUAUUUCCAGACGAGCUGCCAGAACUACCACCCCCGAGGGAGCCUACAUUGUUGCAUGAGAUUGUGACGGCACAGAGCAUCGACGAUUUCUGCAGACAGACCUGUGAGCUCGCCUCUUGGGGCGAGAAACCCGACUUCUCUGUCCAAACGCCAACGAAUCUUGAUUCGGACCCGUUCGGGGAAGAAAGCGCGUACCGAUCAGGUGGGCUAGAGGAUCAUGGAGCCUGACCCGGAUGACUGGGUGAUAGGAGCUGCAGAUGAACGACAGUGCGGGCCAGAUGAAUUACAUAUUUAAUUUAUGAAAACGUUUUGGGCAUGAACCCACCUUUUGUCGCAUUUACGUUAUUUAUGACCUAACAGUUUUAUUUACAUUUACUUCCGCUAUAAACAUCUCUUAAGUGAAUCCAUCCUCAUCAUUUAAUAAAGCAGGCCAAGGGUU